AACGCAUCACAGCAUUCACCUCGUCAUCUUUCUGAAGCUGCACCAUGAAGACACACGACGAGCACAGAACAGUUUAUAGACUACAUGUGAAUCAUGUUGUGACAGGAAGUGGUGUUUUUUUUUGAUUCACCCCGAGGUCCUGGUGUACGUGAAACUGAGCAGAAGAUGUUGAGUUUGUGGUUUAGCUGUUUUUAGUCAAACAUCAUUUUGCAUCACCUUUCAGUUUCACGUUGUGCUUUUUCAAAUUUGUUUUCUAACACCUAGAAAGAGAAGUAGUUUGAACCUCAUGCUGGUCUUCUUUCUGGUCCUGAAGUCUCGUUUAGGAGCUGAUCAUGAAACCUGCUCAAAUGUUUUAAAUGAUAUUCACAGAGCUUCAGAAGCAGACAGAAGAAUAAAGAGAGAACAGAUAAAGAGCAACAUCAGAAUAAUAAGAUUCAAAGUGAACCCAACAUGACAGAAUCAAAUAUAAAGCUGAAGAGAAACACACGAGCUGCAUGUCAUGAGACAAUAAAGCAAAGUGAAGAAUAAUAAAGAGAAACUUCUGCAGACAUGUUUCUGUCUCGAUGAGGAGAAAAAGCAACUGAAAGCUUUCAGUCACAGGUUGGUUUCUGGUUUUCCGACCUGCCGUCUUCCUCUAUUUUACAGUCUCAUUUAUAUCCUGACGCUCCGCCUCUUUAUGUACAGUCUCUUGUCUCCAUGUAACGAGGUGAUAUCGUCGUCAGGGAUUUUAUUUCUCUUUGUUCCUUAAUCUGAGUGAGAUGACGUCUUCAGCCCCAGAAAACUUUGAUUAAAAUGAAGUUCAGAAGAAAUCCUCGGUUCACGGCUUUAUUGCUGAUUUUUAUGAUGAAUAUAUUCGUAAGUCAAACCCCCACCUGCCAUUGGACAGAAUAUCUGUUUGGAGACGCGUGCUGUCCGAUGUGUCCCAGCGGAAAUCGAGUUAAAACAGACUGUGAGGAGGACAAAAGUACAUCCUGUCAGCCGUGCACAGAGGGGACUUUCAUGAAUAAAAUGAACAGACUAAAAAAAUGUUUUCCCUGCAGAGAAUGUGGAGCAGGUUCUGGUCUGAAGAUGAAGACGUCGUGUACGAUACGAUCAGACACAGUUUGUGAACCUCUGGAAGGAUUUUACUGCUCAGAGUUUCCAGGGUACGACUGUUUUGAAGCAAAGAAACACAGACGCUGUGAACCAGGAGAAUACAUCAGUCAGAGAGGAACUUCCUCCACAGACACUGUGUGCUCGACCUGCUCUGAUGGAACAUUUUCAGAUGGGACGUUUACAUCUUGUCAGAAUCACAAACAAUGUGAAUCAGAGGAUCUGCUGCUGCUGAGAGCAGGAACUAAGACAGAGGACGCUCAGUGUGGAGAUAUACCAUCAGACUGGACUGGACUGAUAGUCGGUGUUGUUGUGCUCAGAGGGUCUAACCUGGAUACGAGGAAGGACUUCAGGUCCCACCAGGGCCACAAAGGACGAAAUGUGAGCCCACAUGGAGUCCUGGGUGGUGUGGGUUUACUCUAA
Messenger RNA from Labrus bergylta (ballan wrasse), 1515 nucleotides. Lineage: Eukaryota; Metazoa; Chordata; Actinopteri; Labriformes; Labridae. The record is from RefSeq and is a predicted model, not a curated record.